AUGCCCUUUAUCUAAUUUUUUAAAUACUUAGCCAGAAAACCUGAUAUGCCCGAAAAUGAAGUAAAACAAUCAAAUAUAAAUAGACUUAAAUUAUGGAUACCAAACACAAUAAUUUUAAACGACAAUAAUUUACCACCAAUGUGGUUUUAUUCAUCCCCUGAUGGAUAUGUAUAUCGUACAGAUUAAUUAAAUCCAAAAAAUGUAGUGGCAAAAUUAUCAAAUUAUUCAUCUCCAGAUGAAUUAGUAGCACUUAUAAAGAAAUUAUAAUAUAAAGAUUAAUCUAAUAUAUGUGGCAAUACAAUAAAAUUAGUUAGUUCAAAAGAACUUUUAAAUGCUACUGCUAGCUAGUUUUAACUUUCUGAAACCACUGUAAUUUAAAAAUUUAUAAAAUCUAAUGGACCUAAAGCAUUUAUUUGUAGAACAGUUUGGAGAAAAGGAAGAAAUCCUUAUUCUUGGAUAAUAACUAAUAAAUGCGAUUUUUACUCGGAAGAGAAAAUUCCUGAGUACUAAAAAUAUAUCACAAAUGUAAAUGUAAUGAACUCUUGUACUAUUGUUCAUACUUGUAAAGGAAAAUAUGUAGAUGAAACUAUUCCUUAUAUUCAUAAUAUAUUGAGAUAUUUGUAUUUAACUUUACAUAUAAAUUUUUAGGAAUUUGUUUGUGAUUUUAUUAAGGAUGAAUCCGGAAUUUGGUGGAUGGUUAAUGUUAAAGCUUUCAUUUUUGAUCAUCCUAUUCCUGAUGAAAUAAAUACAAAAGUAAUUUUAAAUUACGGAGAUGAAAUUGCAAUUGAAUAACAAGAAAAUAUUCAUAAAUAAAAUAAAAGUAAAUAUUAGAAAGUUAAAUAAUGUAAAUACUGUGAAACAAUUCUUCCAGAAAUCGAAUUAACUUAAAAGAUGACCUUAAAAAUGAUUAUAUAAACAGAUAAGCAUUUAAUGCAUAGAAAUAAAAACUUCUAAUGGCUAUAACGUUCAGAUAUAAAACACAUAGAUACUCCUUUAUUGUAUUAAGAACAUAAAGUUUGUCAUCCAUGCUAUAAACUGUACACUGAAACUGAGAAACUUAUCCAAUAUGAAUACAACUUUGCUAAAAUACUGGGAAUUCCAUGCAAUGAAGAAACUAAGUACAAUCUAGUGAGCUUAGAUUAAGCAGAAUAGGCUUAUGGGGGAAAUUUAACUGCUUAUUUGUACUGUGAAUAAAACAAAAUUGGAACAUUAAAACUUUCCUUAAAAGACUUUCUAAGUGAUAAAGUUUUAAAAAGAGAAUACUAUAAAGUUUUUGAUGGACCAGCUUUACCUACAUUAAAAUGGGGAUUAAAUUUAACUAUUGGAAUGUUUAAUUCAGGCCUUGUUGAUGUUAAAAAUAUUAAAUUAUAAGAAAAAGACGGCAUAUAUUUACCAUGUCCUGAUUACUAUGCAUCUGAGCCCCUACCAUUAGAAUGGAUAUAAUUAAUAAAUGAAAAAAAAGAUUAUAUAGCCCCCUUAAGAUUAUAAACUAUAUAAAAAAAUUCUGAUAAGUCAAAUCAAGGUACUCCCAGAAAGAACUCACAUUCAAUUUCUAAAUUGUAAAAACCAAGUUAAUUCCUAUAAUAAUAAUAACAAACAAGCUCUUUAAAAUAUUAAUCUGGCCAAUAAUGUUUUCCUUAAAAUUUUGCUACUACAACACAAAGUCAAUUUUAUACUUUAGGAUAUAGUACAGAAAAUUUUAAUAAUACAAAUAAUUAAAAUGCAUAAUAAAAGCAAUCUUAAAUUAUUUCUGAGUUGUCAGCAUUUAAAAAAGGAGUUUAAUUUGCAGAUUGGAAUGACGCUUAGUACAAUAUUGAAGAUAAUGUUUAAUAAAAUACAAAUUAACAUUUGUAUUCAGGAGAUUAUAAAAGUGAAAACACUUGCGAAGACACUAAAGUUUUAGAAGAAUUAGUAAAAAAAGAAAUAAAAAGUUAUACUGAAGAAAACAAAAGAAG
This is a messenger RNA of Ichthyophthirius multifiliis, 1955 nucleotides long. Its product is annotated as lmbr1-like conserved region family protein, putative. The transcript is spliced from 11 exons. The record is from RefSeq and is a predicted model, not a curated record. Lineage: Eukaryota; Ciliophora; Oligohymenophorea; Hymenostomatida. The annotation marks the transcript as partial.